Messenger RNA from Megalops cyprinoides (Indo-Pacific tarpon), 1155 nucleotides. RefSeq names its product prolactin releasing hormone 2 receptor (gene prlh2r). The coding region runs from base 1 to 1155 and encodes 384 amino acids. The transcript has a single exon. The record is from RefSeq and is a predicted model, not a curated record. NCBI's taxonomy places the organism in Eukaryota, Metazoa, Chordata, Actinopteri, Elopiformes, Megalopidae. Gene Ontology annotation, biological process: G protein-coupled receptor signaling pathway. Gene Ontology annotation, molecular function: neuropeptide binding; neuropeptide Y receptor activity. Gene Ontology annotation, cellular component: plasma membrane; neuron projection.
AUGGACAAGGGCUUAUUUCUUAAUGGGUCCUGGGACAACAUCUCUGCCGCCUCUUCUUCCUCUUCCAUAUCCUCCUCCUCUUCCUCCUUUUCGGGACUGGAUCUUCUCUUCCACUUGAAGCCCAUCUUCAUCCCUCUUUACGCCCUGCUGGUGUUAGUAGCGUGCUGUGGCAACGUCCUCCUCCUGUUUCUUAUUGGUCGAAACAAGAAGCUCCACAGCACCACCAACCUGCUGAUCGGGAACCUGGCCCUGGCCGACCUGGUGAUGUGCCUGUUCUGCGUUCCCCUGACUGCCGCCUACGCCUUCGAGCUUCGCGGCUGGCUCUUUGGCCGCCUCAUGUGCCACUUUGUCACGCUGAUGCAGUCGGCCACCGUGUUCGUGGCGGUGCUCUCUCUCACCGCCAUUGCAGUGGACCGCUACGUGGUGGUGGCGUACCCGAUCCGCCGGCGGGUGGGGCGGCGCUUCUGUGGGGGCCUCGUGGCUGCGAUCUGGAUGGGCGCCCUGGCGCUGUCCAUGCCCACCGCCCUGCACACCGGGUACCUGGACCUGAGUGCCACAGGGCACCGCAUGACCAUCUGUGAGGAGUUCUGGCAGGGCCAGGAACAGGGCCGGCUCGUCUACUCCUGCUUUGUGCUGCUGCUGUCCUACUUUGUGCCGCUGGCGGCUGUCUCCAUCUCUUACUGCGCCAUCUCCCGCCACCUGCGGCGCCGAAGCAUGCCGGGGGCUGCGGCCACCGCCCCCUCCCACCGGGAAAAGUGGAGCCACCAGAAGCGCAGAACCUUCCGGCGGCUGCUGGUGUCGGUCCUCUGCUUCGCCUUCUCCUGGCUGCCCCUGCAGGUGGUCAACCUCAUCCGCGACCUGGACGCCGACUUCGCCAUCUUGGGCAAGAAUCACGUCAACAUAAUCCAGGUGUCCUGCCACCUGCUGGCUAUGAGCUCCGCCUGCUACAACCCCUUCAUCUAUGCCUCCCUCCAUGACAAGUUCCGGCUGUACUUAGGCCGGCACCUCCUCCCCCCACGACGCCGAGGCCACGGUAGGAGCAGCCUGAACACUUCCUACCGCCUCCCUCGUCUCCACACCUCCUGCACGCUGGCCGACGUCCCUGUGCUCAACACUGACAAGCCAGUACUGGAGGGGAACCCCUCCCUGUCCUGA